AUCCAAAUCCAUCCGCCGUCCGCGAUAAACUGCUCUCAGACGGCGGUAAAGACCUGUUGCAACGGAUGACCUACACCACAGCCGUAAUCAAGGAAGCUCUCCGUUUAUGGCCUCCAGCCGGCACCGCCCGCAAAACGGCGCCUGGAUCGGGACUUACGGUGCACACCUCGACUGGGGAGUACCGUCUCGAAGGAGUGUAUGUGUACAACUGCGCCAUCAUGAUCCAGCGGGACCCGGAAGUGUAUGGUGACACGGCAAACGACUUUGUCCCCGAGCGCUGGCUGCACAAUGCGGCCGACCAGAUCCCAAUAUCCGCUUGGCGCCCGUUUGAGAGGGGUCCGCGCAACUGCAUCGGGCAGGAGCUGGCCCAAAUAGAGGCACGGGUUGUGAUUGCGCUCGUUGCGCGCCGGUUUGACUUUGUCAAGGUUGGGAUUGGUGAGUUGAGUCUGGACGAAAGUGGAAAGCCGAUUUUGGAUGCCAAGGGUCGGUUCAAGGUGGUUUCGGAGAUGUACCCGACACGGCAGGUGACGCCCAAGCCUGUUGAUGGAAUGAUGAUGCGGGUCAAGGUUACCUAGGUACCUAGGUAGAUCAGGCGACCUACAUGAAGAGGAUGAUGGUUUUGAGAAUCUCACAGCUGCUAG
Molecule: messenger RNA, 641 nt
Organism: Canariomyces notabilis
Lineage: Eukaryota; Fungi; Ascomycota; Sordariomycetes; Sordariales; Chaetomiaceae
Product: cytochrome P450
Exons: 3
Coding region: 66-575 (169 amino acids)
Molecular function (GO): iron ion binding; heme binding; oxidoreductase activity, acting on paired donors, with incorporation or reduction of molecular oxygen
Source: RefSeq, a predicted model, not a curated record